UAUAGAUAAUAAUCUUCGAUAAAUGUCAUUAUUAAUAAAUACGUAAAUUCUUAUACGAUUAUUCAUUAACAAGAAUAAAUUAUAAAAUGACAAUAAAUAUUGAUAUUAAAUUAAAGCGUGCUAGUAAAAUAUAUCACGAAGGGGAAAUAGUUGCGGGUUUUAUAUUGCUACAAACUAAUUCGGAUGUUAAACACGAUGGAAUAUUUCUAAGUAUGGAAGGAGCAGUUAAUUUACAGCUCAGUUCAAAAAAUUUUGGCCUUUUUGAAGCUUUUUACAAUUCCGUAAAACCAAUACAAUUAGUUCAAUAUACUUUAGAUGUUGCUCCAAGUGGUAAAAUACCAAGUGGUAGGACAGAAAUACCAUUUGAAUUACCAUUAAAACCAAGAGGGACUAAAUCUUUAUAUGAAACUUAUCAUGGAGUUUUUGUGAAUAUUCAAUAUUUCAUACGUUGUGAUAUAAAAAGAAGUUUCUUAGCAAAAGAUGUGAACAAGUCAUUGGAGUUCAUAGUGGAGGAUAAAAUUCCACCUAAGAUACAAAAUGAACCUAGUAAACCAGUAUGUUUUAAUAUUAUGCCACAAUCUUUGCAAAAUAUAAGAGACCGAACCAAUAUACCUAAAUUUUGCAUUUCUGGGAAACUAGAUUCCUUGUAUUGCAAGAUUUCUGAACCUUUAACUGGAGAGGUGAUAAUUGAACAUUAUGAAGCAGUAAUAAAAUCAAUUGAACUGCAAUUGGUAAGAGUAGAAACAUGUGGUUGUGCUGAAGGAUAUUCCAGAGAUGCUACAGAAAUACAAAAUAUACAGAUUGGAGAAGGAAAUGUUUGUACAAAUUUGCCUAUACCAAUAUAUAUGAUAUUCCCAAGAUUAUUUACAUGUCCUACAUUGAGUACAAGUAAUUUUAAAGUUGAAUUUGAAGUGAAUUUAAUUGUAAUAUUUGAAGAUGAUUAUUUAGUUACAGAAAAUUUUCCCAUAAUAUUAUCAAGAUAUUAA
Molecule: messenger RNA, 986 nt
Organism: Eufriesea mexicana
Lineage: Eukaryota; Metazoa; Arthropoda; Insecta; Hymenoptera; Apidae
Product: Down syndrome critical region protein 3 homolog
Exons: 6
Coding region: 87-986 (299 amino acids)
Biological process (GO): intracellular protein transport
Source: RefSeq, a predicted model, not a curated record